GCAUACUCUGAACAAGAAUGGCUUUUUUCAAGUCUUUUCUUCUCUUAGCCCUACUGGCAAUUGCCUCGGAGGCUGCACCGGGACAUGUUUCCCACGGUGAAGCUGACUCCAAGUGCCCCCUUAUGGUAAAAGUAUUGGAUGCAGUGAGAGGGAUCCCCGCAGCCAAUCUGCUAGUGCAAGUUUUCAGGAAUACAGAGGGAAACUGGGAGCUGAUCUCCAGUGGAAAAACCACCGAGCUUGGAGAAAUCCAUAACAUCAUCACAGAUGAGCAGUUCACUGAAGGAGUAUACAAAAUUGAAUUUGCAACAAAGACUUUCUGGAGAAAACUUGGCCUUUCUCCAUUCCAUGAAUAUGUUGAUGUGGUUUUCAGUGCUAAUGACGCCGGGCAUCGCCACUACACCAUUGCUGUUCUGCUCACUCCCUACUCCAUCUCAUCCACUGCUGUUGUCAGUGAACCACACGAUGAUCUGUAAUGACACAAAGUCCUCUUCUACAGACUACUACCAUUUAUGUGCAGAUAAUACACAGUGUUUUUUAGCUAACAUUAUUAUUUUUUAAUCUUUGUAAAACCUUCUACAGUCCAGUUCUAAGUUAUGUUAACCACUGAUAAAUAAACCACUCUUCUGAAACAAA
Molecule: messenger RNA, 633 nt
Organism: Xenopus tropicalis (tropical clawed frog)
Lineage: Eukaryota; Metazoa; Chordata; Amphibia; Anura; Pipidae
Gene: ttr
Product: transthyretin
Exons: 4
Coding region: 18-473 (151 amino acids)
Biological process (GO): thyroid hormone transport
Cellular component (GO): extracellular region
Molecular function (GO): thyroid hormone binding; identical protein binding
Source: RefSeq, marked provisional